Molecule: messenger RNA, 3574 nt
Organism: Momordica charantia (bitter melon)
Lineage: Eukaryota; Viridiplantae; Streptophyta; Magnoliopsida; Cucurbitales; Cucurbitaceae
Gene: CPL1
Product: C-terminal domain phosphatase-like 1
Molecular function (GO): RNA polymerase II CTD heptapeptide repeat phosphatase activity
Source: RefSeq, a predicted model, not a curated record
AAUAAUUUAUUUGAACAGUCUAAUCUGCGGGAAGUCCGAGUGUGAAAUUUUGACCUUUCGCUUUCUGGAUCUAGGGUUUCAUGUCAUUGACGACUCCUUCGUUAUCCCCAAAAUACGAGCCCUAGCAUUGCCACCACCCAGAUGAAAAAAGUGUUUCCCCAAACCAGAAACCAGAGAUCGAGUUGAUUUUGAGUUUUUUUUUUAAUUCUUUUUUCCCUUUUUUUUUUUGGUUGUUUGUUUGGUUCAUCAUCAAUCAGGAUUGUAAAUUUUCCCACCAUGGAAAAAAGAAGAACCCGAAUCUUGGUUUGUUCUGUUGUUUCUUGACGGAUCGGUGUUUUAAAUUGGCAAAAAACUGGAUCAAAUCUAAAGCAUUCUGGACGAUCAUGAUCUUUUUAAAAUUUCUUAUUGCCUGGAAAGGAAUUCAUUGAAACCCAUGGGAUUAUAUAGAAACUUGACGAAAUUUCCAGAGCCAAAAAGCCAAACAGUGACAUAUUGAGGAAGGAGAUGGAGGGAAAAAUGUAUAAAUCGGUGGUUUAUCGAGGGGAUGAGGUAUUGGGAGAGGUAGAAAUUUACCCAGAAGAAAAGAACGGCAACAAGAACAUCGAAGUGAAGGAAAUCAGAAUAACUCACUUCUCGCAACCGAGUGAGAGGUGCCCACCACUUGCAGUGCUUCAUACCAUUGCGGCCUCUGGAAUUUGCUUCAAAAUGGAGUCAAAGACCUCGCAGUCACAGGACACGCCGCUCUAUCUUUUGCAUUCCUCGUGUGUCAUGGAGAAUAAGACUGCUGUGAUGGCAUUAGGAGUGGAGGAGCUCCAUUUGGUCGCGAUGUAUUCUAGAGAUCAUGAGAAGCAGUAUCCAUGUUUCUGGGGUUUCAAUGUUACAAGGGGACUUUACAAUUCUUGUCUUGUCAUGUUGAAUCUUAGAUGUCUUGGCAUUGUAUUUGAUCUUGAUGAGACACUUGUGGUUGCUAAUACAAUGCGCUCAUUUGAGGAUAGAAUUGAAGCCCUGCAGCGGAAAAUAAGCAGUGAGGUAGAUUCUCAGCGUGCAGCUGGCAUGCUGGCAGAGGUUAAACGAUAUCAAGAUGACAAGAUCAUUUUGAAGCAGUAUGCUGAAAAUGACCAGAUUAUUGAGAAUGGAAAAGUGAUUAAAAGUCAAUCUGAGGUUGUUCCUCCAUUGUCCGACAAUCAUCAACCAAUUGUUCGACCAAUUUUACGAUUGCAUGAAAAGAAUAUCAUUUUGACUCGAAUUAACCCCCAGAUUCGUGACACAAGUGUUCUUGUCAAGUUGCGACCUGCAUGGGAAGACCUUCGGAGCUACUUGACUGCAAGAGGUCGCAAGCGUUUUGAGGUCUAUGUAUGUACAAUGGCUGAAAGGGAUUAUGCUUUGGAGAUGUGGAGGCUUCUUGAUCCAGAUUCAAAUUUGAUAAAUCCUAAGGAAUUGUUGGAUCGCAUUGUUUGUGUCAAGUCUGGUUCUAGGAAGUCGUUGUUCAACGUAUUCCAAGAUGGCUUUUGCCACCCCAAGAUGGCUCUGGUAAUUGACGAUCGUUUAAAAGUGUGGGAUGAAAAGGAUCAACCUCGUGUGCAUGUUGUUCCUGCAUUUGCUCCUUACUAUGCCCCUUAUGCUGAAGGAAAUAAUGCUGUCCCUGUUUUAUGUGUAGCAAGGAACGUUGCCUGCAAUGUUAGAGGUGGUUUCUUCAAGGAAUUUGAUGAGGUCCUUCUGCAAAAAAUUUCUGAUAUUUCAUAUGAGGAUGGUGCCAAUGAUAUUCCCUCUCCUCCUGAUGUGAGCAACUAUCUCGUUUCAGAGGAUGAAUAUUCUAUUUCUAACGGAAACAGAGAUAUGCUUACUUUUGAUAGCAUGUCAGACAUGGAAGUUGAAAGAAGACUGAAGGAUGCAUUUUUGGCUUCUUCAACUAUCACUACUACAGAUCCACGAGUGUCUUCUCUUCAAUAUACAAUGGCUUCUGCUUCUAGCUCAGUUCCACUUCCACCAAAGCAGGGGUCAAUGCCAUAUUUUCCGAAUAUGCAGCCUCCCCAUGUCAACUCAGUGGUCCAUGUAGCCCCCACUGAACCAAGUUUGCAAAGUUCUCCUGCUAGAGAGGAGGGCGAGGUACCAGAAUCAGAAUUAGAUCCUGAUACGAGGCGGAGGCUCCUUAUAUUGCAACAUGGGCAAGAUACAAGAGAACGUCUACCAAGUGAACCUUCAUUUCCAGUGAGGCCUCCUCCAUUGCAGCAGGUUGCUGGUCCGCGUGCACAAUCACGUGGAAGUUGGUCUCCAAUGGAAGAAGAAAUGAGCCCACGGCAAUUAAGUCGGACUGCACGCAAAGAGUUCCCUGUAGAUGCAGAACCGAUGCGGGAGAAGCAUAGGUCUAAUCAUCCUACGUAUUUCCCCAAAAUUGAGACUUCCAUUCCACCAGAUAGAAUUCCUCACGAAAAUCAAAGAUUGUCGAAAGAGGCUUUUUAUAGAGAUGAUCGUGUGAGAGCAAGUCGUAGGUCAUCUAGUUAUCCUGCUUUCUCAGGUGAGGAGAUUCCAAUGAAUCAAUCAUCUUCAAGAAGCCGGGAUAUUGAAAUUGAAUCUGGACGCUCCAUUUGGAGUGAAACUCCUGUUGGAGCUCUACAGGAAAUUGCAAUGAAGUUUGGCACCAAGGUGGAAUUUAAGCCGGCGUUAGUUUCCAGCACAGAACUACAGUUUUCCAUGGAGGCAUGGUUUGUGGGAGAGAAAAUUGGUGAAGGAAUUGGUAGGACAAGAAGGGAAGCUCAGCGACUUGCUGCUGAAGGUUCUAUAAAGAAUUUGGCUAACAUUUAUGUAUCACGCUGUAAGGCUGACAAUACAUCUGCAAAUGAUGUAAACAAGUUUCCUAGUGGGAACGAUAAUGGACCUGGAAAACGACUGAAGCUGGACUAUCACGGACAUCUUCCAAAAACUAAAUAUUCCACAAAUGCUUGCUUCUGUUCCAUGAAUGGCCGCCAUAUUUGUUUGACCCUAUUGAGCAUGUUUCAACAUAUUCGAGGUUAAGGCCACCAAGACAGCAGUUUUGGCCUUCUGCUAUCAAGAAGCAAAUUGCAAGAUAGAUCAUCUUAUGCCUUCAUUCAUUUCUCCACGUGACAUGACUGUAUCCCGGUGAAGUUCAUACCUAGGAUCCAGUUGCGGCAUCUCCAUUAACCUGUAUUUUUAAUCUCGAGAUACCGAGAUGAGGGAUGAAUAUCUGCCUGCUUUAGUUGAAUUUUCCCUCCCAUCAAGCUGAAGUCCUUACUGUUAUUAGGUGGCAGAAGACUGAAGUUCAUGCUCUGCUUUGGCGACUGGUUCACAUGUUUGGGCGAACCAUAUAUGUUGGCCGCUCAGAUUUCAUUUUUUAUUUUAUUUUAUUUUAUUUUUGAUGUGUUAAUAUUUAUUUGAUUGAGCACAGUAAGAAAAUUUGCUGGUGUUCAGGAAUGUUUCCUUGUUCUGCAGACUCAUAUUCACAGUACCUAACCCCCCUCACUAAACUAACAACAGCUAAGGCACCCCCCAUUGAUGUUCCGAACUCGAGAAUGAUGUAGUUGAUGGUAGAGUUGUAUAGCCAGUUCUUCGAAUGCAA